This is a messenger RNA of Varanus komodoensis (Komodo dragon), 3811 nucleotides long. It is a transcript of the gene CFAP57, whose product is annotated as cilia and flagella associated protein 57. The transcript is spliced from 22 exons. The coding region runs from base 1 to 3750 and encodes 1249 amino acids. Gene Ontology annotation, molecular function: protein binding. Lineage: Eukaryota; Metazoa; Chordata; Lepidosauria; Squamata; Varanidae. The record is from RefSeq and is a predicted model, not a curated record.
AUGUCAGUGAUUGUGGCACAAGCGCUCCACAUUUUUGGAUUCCAGUCUCGAGUAGCAAAUAAUAUUUGUUUCUUCGAUGAACAGAUAAUAGUGUAUCCUGCGGGUAAUAGCUGUGUGAAGUAUCACAUAGAGCAGAAAUGGCAGAAAUUCAUCCCAGGCUCAGAAAAGAGCCAAGGGAUGCUUGCACUGGCAAUUAGUCCAAAUCGACGCUAUCUGGCCAUUUCAGAGGUACUGCAAGAUAGACCUACAAUUACAAUUUAUGAACUGUCAUCUGUUCCAUGCAAGAAGCGGAAGAUCCUGAAUACUUUCGAUUUCCCUGUCCAAGAAUUUAUCAGUCUGGCUUUUUCCCCCGAUUCCAAGUAUUUAGUGGCACAGUCAGGACCUCCUGAAUCAAAUCUUGCUUAUUGGAUGUGGGAAAAGCAAAGAACAAUGGCAAUUGUUAAAGUUGAUACUCAGAAUAAUCCUCCCUAUCAGGUGAGCUUUAAUCCCCAGGAUAACACUCAGGUCUGUGUUACAGGAAAUGGGAUUUUCAAACUUUUCAGAUACACAGAAGGAACCUUAAAACAGACCAACUUCUUACGGGGAGAGCCUCAAAACUAUCUGUCCCAUGCUUGGCUCUCAGAAGAAAAGGUGAUUGUGGGCACUGACACAGGCAAACUUUACUUAUUUGACUCUGGUGAUCUACGCUGGGAGACAACUAUUGAGCACAAAGAAACAGUCUCUGAAGUAGCAAGGGAAGAACAAGUGCAAGAAUCAGAGAGCCUGGUUGAGUUUCCUGUUACCAGUUCCCCUGCAUUCUCUAGUGAGGCAGUCUGUGUUACUGAAACACAGCAGCAAAUGUCUCUACCCCAAAUCUCUGCUAUUGCUGCAUAUUCAAAAGGAUUUGCUUGCUCAGCUGGUCCAGGGCUUGUUCUACUAUUUGAGAAGUCAGAGGAAAAAGAAGGUUAUAGAGAAUGCAGACAAAUACGGAUUCCACAAGACCAGUGCAGCAGUGAUCCAAACCAGUCAGACAAACAGGAAAUUGUAUGUAUUGCCUUCAGCCCUACUGAGGAGACACUGCUAAUUAGCACAAAUAAAAAUCAGCUCUAUUUCCUCUCUAUGUCAUCAGCUGAGAUUACCAAGGGGGAGGCAGCUCACUUUGAAUACCUGAAUUAUCCAAUACAUUCUUCUUCUGUUACUGGCUUGGAUACCUGCAUUCGUAAGCCCCUUGUUGCUACCUGUUCACUGGACAAAUCUGUCCGCAUCUGGAACUACGAAACCAACACACUGGACCUCUAUAAGGAGUACCAAGAAGAGGCAUAUGCACUUUCCCUUCACCCUAGUGGCUUGUAUGUUUUGGUUGGUUUUGCUGACAAACUCCGACUUAUGAAUGUUCUUAUUGAUGACAUCCGUGCUUUCAAAGACUUCACUGUACGAGGAUGCAGAGAGUGUGCAUUUAGUACAGGUGGUCAUCUGUUUGCAGCAGUAAAUGGAAAUGUGAUUCACAUUUACUCCACCACAAGUUUUGACAAUGUCAUUAAUCUGAAAGGACACAAUGGGAAGGUGCGCUCAAUGGUGUGGAGCAUGGAUGACUAUAAACUGGUUUCCUGUGGCACAGAUGGAGCAGUAUAUGAAUGGAACCUCCAGAAUGGCAAGAGAGAAUCCGAGUGUGUACUCAAAUCCUGUAGCUACAGUGGAGUGGCAAUAUCACCUGAUGCAAAAGUUGUCUUUGCUGUUGGAUCCGAUCAUAGUAUCAAGGAGAUAUGUGAUUCUUCGAUACUACGAGAAGUGCCUACUUUUGAUGUUGCCUACACCUGUAUAGUAGUAGCUCGCUCUGGGCGCAUGGUUUUCACUGGAACCUCCACAGGGACCAUCCGAGCUAUGAAAUACCCACUGCCUGUACACAAGGAAUUCAAUGAGUAUCAAGCCCAUGCUGGACCAGUCACCAAGAUGUCUAUAACUGCGGAUGACCAGUUCCUGCUAACGUCCGCAGAGGAUGGUUGUAUAAUUAUCUGGAAAGUGUAUGAUAAAGAGGGACGAGGGCUGAAAAGGGAGAGAGAGGUGCCUUAUUCUGAUGAAGUGUUGAUCACUAGAACAGACAUGGAAGAAAAGACUCAGAUCAUGAUAGAGCUUAAAACACGUGUAGAGGAGCUGAAGAUGGAAAAUGAGUACCAACUACGUCUUAAAGACAUGAAUUAUAAUGAAAAGAUUAAGGAAUUAACUGAGAAAUUUAUCCAGGAAAUGGAAUCACUGAAAACAAAAAACCAGGUUUUGAAAACUCAGAAGGAAAAACAGGAACUGCAGCACCAGGAACAAGUUUCAGACCUAAUAGAGAAGCAGUCAAGAGAAGUGCAAGACCUAGAAUCUGGCAACAAUCAGAAGCUUCUGCUGGAGUAUGAGAAAUACCAGGAGCUGCAAAUGAAAUCCCAACGCAUGCAGGAGGAGUAUGAGAAGCAGAUUCAUGAAAUGGAAGAGAAUAAAAGCCAGGCACUGGAGGAGCUGACAGAAUAUUAUGAGGCAAAGCUGCUUGAGAAGAGCACUAUGCUGGAAGAGGCUCAGGAUGAUUUAAGACAGCAACUUCGUGAGUCUGAAGAAACUAAGAAACAAAUUGAAGAAGAUGAAGAUAGAGAAAUACAAGACAUCAAAAUCAAGUAUGAGAGGCGGCUUCGGGAGGAAAGAGAAUCCAAUUUACGGCUAAAGGGGGAGACAGGAAUUAUGAGAAAGAAGUUCAAUAGUCUCCAGAAAGAGAUUGAAGAGCGCUGUAGUGAUAUAGAAGCAAUGAAAUUGGAGCAGCAAAAGUUGCAAGGAGUCAUUAAGGCCUUAGAAAAAGACAUUCAAGGACUGAAGAGAGAGAUUCAAGAAAGAGAUGAGACUAUUCAAGACAAGGAAAAGCGGAUUUAUGACCUGAAGAAAAAAAACCAGGAGCUGGAAAAAUUCAAAUUUGUACUUGAUUAUAAAAUAAAGGAAUUGAAGAAGCAAAUAGAACCACGUGAGAAUGAAAUUAAAGCCAUGAAGGAACAGAUCCAGGAUAUGGAAGGAGAGCUGGAACAUUUUCACAAGCAGAACACACAACUGGAACUAAACAUAGCAGAACUGCGGCUAAAGCUGAGAGCCACAGACCAUGAGAUGCACAAAGAGAUGCAAAAGGAGCGGGACAUGGAAGCACUUAUCAAGCGCUUUAAAACAGACCUUCAUAAUUGUGUGGGCCUUAUCCAGGAGCCUAAGAAACUGAAGGAAAGCAUCAGGGAAAUCUAUGAAAAGUAUGUGCAGAAGGCAGAUAUGGUGGAGAUUGUUGGGGUCAACACAGACUUGCACCUAGAGUAUACACGGCAACGAGAACACCUUGAGCGCAACCUAGCAACACUGAAGAAGAAGCUGAUAAAAGAAGGCGAGAUCCAUCGUGCAGACUAUGUGCGCAUCAUGCAGGAAAAUGUGAGCCUAAUUAAGGAAAUAAAUGAGUUGCGGAGAGAACUGAAGGUCACUCGUACGCAAGUCCAUGAGCUCCAGUCAACUUUGGGAAUCCUUAGGAAACAAAAGAAGCAACCAGCACACUCCACAGCUCCUUCCCCUGAUCAUCAGCAUAGUCCAGGCGUCCUCCGGUUAAAUCCAGAGGAGGAAACUGAAAGGAUCAUUGAAAUGCAGCGACUGGAAAUCAAGCAUCUUCGUGACCAAAUACAAGGACAAGAAGAAGCCCUCGCACUCCGGCCUGUGUCAGCUGGGAAACUUCCCAUGCUGGACUUGGACAGAAGCACUCGUGUACCAUCACACUGAUCUGUGCAGAAAGAUCCCCACAGUACCACUCUGCUAAUUUUCUCUGCAUCUCUGAUCAGAA